Molecule: messenger RNA, 1367 nt
Organism: Hevea brasiliensis (rubber tree)
Lineage: Eukaryota; Viridiplantae; Streptophyta; Magnoliopsida; Malpighiales; Euphorbiaceae
Product: protein ASPARTIC PROTEASE IN GUARD CELL 1-like
Exons: 1
Coding region: 75-1367 (430 amino acids)
Biological process (GO): proteolysis
Molecular function (GO): aspartic-type endopeptidase activity
Source: RefSeq, a predicted model, not a curated record
UAGCCACUAUUUAUAAACCUAAACAUUCAUCAAUUUUCAUAUCUUGCAAAGUUGUGGGCUAACAACUCUUAACAAUGGCAUUAUCUACUCCCUUUCCUGCUUUUUUCCUCUUUGCAUCAACCUUUUGUUUUUUUCUCAUUCUUUCCUCAUCUUCAUUGUCUCCCAUAACCCUUCCAAUUUAUCAUAUCAAAAAGUUUAUCAGAUUACAAAUGGACUCUGAGUCAUAUGCUUUAACAAGCUUGGCUCGUGAUGAGGAAAGGCUUAAGCAUUUGACAAUUCUCCCUAGUGUAGGUGUUGGACAGUCACCUUCAUCGGUUGUUGUACCUCUAUUUGCAGAGUCUAACGGAGAGCAUGUAGUUGUACUACGGAUUGGUGAGGAAAAGAUACGAACCCAGCUGCUCUUGGACACUGGCUCUUCAAUUAUUUGGUGGCAGUGCUAUCCAUGCGAAAAAUGUUAUAAUCAGAGAAAUAUACCCAAAUAUAAUCGAAUGAGUUCCCACUCAUUUGAAUCUAUUAGAUGCUCUUCAAACAAAUGUGAUCAAAGUCAACUGGAAAUAAGUUGUUCGCCACAAGGGCGGUGCCUUUAUAGUAUUAACUAUUUAGACAAUGAUACUACUUCGGGGGUUCUUGCCAUUGAAGAACUGUCAAGUUUAGAUGGCCGUUUUUCAUACAAGGUUAUUUUUGGGUGUGGAACUCACAAUCCUGGCAAGUAUUUUUUGGGUGUUUAUGCGGGAAUAUUAGGAUUCCAAAAUCUUAGGUAUUCCUUCCCAACCCAGAUUAGAGCUGCCAAAUUCUCCUUUUGUCUAAUUACACAAACUGAAAUGAGUACUGCCCUUUACCUGUAUGACUUUCCAACCCCGCACAAUAAAUCAAUUGUUGUGUCAUUGCAACCACGCCCAUUUUAUGAUUUUUCUUUUUAUUAUGUGGAAUUCAAAGGAAUCUCAAUCCACGCGGAAAUGCUCGAAGUAAGUCCAGAUAAAUGGGAAAUCAAUUUAGAUGGUAGCUAUGGUGUACUUUUGGAUACUGGAACCAGAAUAACAAGGUUUCCAAGAGAAAUAUAUACCCAAUUUCGUGAUAAGUUUGUGGAGGAAACCGAAGAUUUCGUUCCCUUACGAGUAAGCUAUUGCGCAUGCUAUAAAACAAAUAUAUAUUAUCUGAAUUAUUUUCCUGAGGUGUUGCUUCAUUUUACUGAUGAGAAGGUCCUUCGUCUAGACCCACGGCAAGUCUUGUAUGAAGUACAGACUGGGGUAUAUUGUUGCAUUUGCACCUUUGGAUCAAUCACUAACGAUGAUGGGGAGUUAUCAACUCGGGAGGACAAGACUUUCUUUCAAUUUAGCAGAUCACACUGUGACAUUCUCCUCCAAUGA